GACGUGAUCGUGGUGGGCGCGGGCAUCAUGGGCAGCUGCGCGGCGCACGCGGCGGCGUGCCGCGGCGCCCGGGUCCUCCUCCUCGAGCGCUUCGACCUGCUCCACCACCUCGGCUCCUCGCACGGCCACUCGCGCACCAUCCGCGACGCGUACCCGAAGGCGCGCUACCCGCCCAUGGUCCGCCUCGCCCGCCGCCUCUGGGGCGACGCCCAGGCCGACGCCGGCUACCGCGUGCUGACCCCGUCGCCGCACCUCUCCAUGGGCCCGCGCAGCAACGCCGCGCUCCUCGCGGCCGUGGAGAACGGGGGCGCCGCGGAGGUGGACAUGGGCGGGAGGUGGGGAGGCGGCGUGUUCCGCGUCCCGGACGGCUGGGUGACGGCGGUGAGCGAGCUCGGCGGCGGCGUGCUUGACGCCACCAAGGCGGUCGCCAUGUUCCAGGCGCUGGCCGUCAAGAAGGGCGCCGUCGUCAGGGACAACAAGGAGGUCGUCGGUAUCGUCAACAAGGACGGAGGAGGGGCUGGCGUCUGGGUGACGACGAGCGACGGCGAGGAGUUCCACGCCGCCAAAUGCAUCGUGACCGUCGGCGCAUGGACGAGCAAGCUGGUCAGGUCCGUCGCCGGCCUGGAGCUGCCCAUCCAGCCGCUGCACAUGCUCACCCUGUACUGGAAGAUCAAGCCAGGCCACGAGCGAGAGCUCACUGCGGCGGCCGGGUUCCCGACCUUCUCCAGUUACGGGGACCCCCACGUGUACAGCACGCCGUCGCUGGAGCUCCCGGGCCUCAUCAAAAUCAACUACGACGGCGGGCCGCCGUGCGACCCCAAUAGCCGGGAUUGGGUCUCCGGUGGUGGAGACGCCGCUGAUCGGGUCGCCCGCUGGAUCGAGGAGUUCAUGCCGGGCCACGUGGUGACCGUCGGCGGGCCAGUCGUUCGGCAGUCAUGCAUGUACUCCAUGACUCCGGACAAAGACUUUGUGAUCGAUUUCCUCGGCGGGGAGUUCGGCCGCGACGUGGUGCUCGGUGCCGGCUUCUCUGGGCAUGGGUUCAAGAUGGGGCCGGCAGUGGGGAUGAUCCUCGCCGAGCUGGCCAUCGACGGCGAGGCCAGGACGGCGGCAGAGGCCGGGGUGGAGCUCCGGCACUUUAAAAUCAACCGGUUUAAGGGAAAUCCAACGGGGAACAGCAAGGACAAUUAA
Hordeum vulgare subsp. vulgare (domesticated barley) is the source of this 1188-nucleotide messenger RNA. Its product is annotated as probable sarcosine oxidase. Bases 28 to 1188 code for a protein of 386 amino acids. The record is from RefSeq and is a predicted model, not a curated record. The transcript is spliced from 3 exons. Gene Ontology annotation, molecular function: flavin adenine dinucleotide binding; sarcosine oxidase activity. NCBI's taxonomy places the organism in Eukaryota, Viridiplantae, Streptophyta, Magnoliopsida, Poales, Poaceae.